AUGGAAACACGGAUCGUCAAGGUCAAGAGCAAAGAGCUCGGCCACUUCGAACAAGGCGGCGAGAGGCUCGGCCGAUGGCAGGUGGCCUCCGACCCCGUGGCCACGGCCGAACUGCGUGAAGCCGCCGCCUACCUGCGCACCAACGACACCCCCGUCGCCUUCCCCACGGAGACCGUCUACGGCCUCGGCGCCGACGCCACCCGCUCCGCCGCCGUCAAGGGCAUCUACGCCGCCAAGGGCCGGCCCUCCGACAACCCCCUCAUCAUCCACGUCAGCGACCUCACCAUGCUGCGCCGCUUCCUGGCCCCGCCGCCGCCGUCCGACACACCAGAUGCCGUCGACACCGCUGCUGCCGCCGCCGACCCCAUCCCGGCCAUCUACAAGCCCCUCCUCGAGCGCUUCUGGCCGGGGCCCCUGACCAUCCUCCUGCCCCUGCCCUCGCCCUCGCCGCUGGCCCCCGAGGUGACGGCCGGCCCGCCGACCUUCGCCGUCCGCAUGCCCGCCUCGCCCCUGGCCCUCUCCCUCAUCGCCCUCGCCGACACGCCCCUCGCCGGCCCGUCCGCCAACGCCUCGACCAAGCCCUCGCCGACCGCCGCGCGCCACGUCCUCGACGACCUCGCCGGCCGCAUCGAGCUCAUCCUCGACGCCGGCCCCUGCGACGUCGGCGUCGAGAGCACCGUCGUCGACGGCCUCUGCGACCCCCCCGUCGUCCUGCGCCCCGGCGGCAUCGCCCUCGACCGCCUCCCCGCCUGUCCCGGCUGGGCCCGCGCCGUCAAGGGCUACCGCGACGCCAGCGAGGAGGGCGCCGCCGCCCCGCGCGCCCCCGGCAUGAAGUACAAGCACUACAGCCCCAGCGCGACCGUCGUGCUGUACGAGGCCGCCGGCGCGAGCGGCGCCGACGGCAUCGCCGCCGAGGAUCUGCGGCGGGCGCUCGACCUGCCUGUUACCGGUGGACCGGACGGGCUUGCCGCCGGCGUCAGGAAAAUGGGCGUCAUCCGCACGCGGCGGUGGAAGAGCGUCGGCGCCGUGGGGAGCCGGUACCGCGGCGUGCCCGUCGUGGCGGCCGAGGCCGUCAAGGCGGAGGCGAGCGACGAGACGGUGUUCGAGAUUGUCGAGGGCGAGCUGCUGGGCGACGAUGGCGAGGCGCUGGCGACCAUCCUCGACAUCGACCUCGGCGAGACCAUUCCGGGCAUCGCCAAGGGCCUGUUCUCUGCGCUCCGGGCGCUGGACAGGAGGGGCGUCGCCAUGAUUUUUGUGGACGGCGUCGAUGAUGGGGACGAUAUUGCGGCUGCCGUCAUGAACAGGCUGCGCAAAGCAGCGUCGGAGACGAGAGUCUGA
This is a messenger RNA of Verticillium nonalfalfae, 1338 nucleotides long. RefSeq lists its product as uncharacterized. Bases 1 to 1338 code for a protein of 445 amino acids. Gene Ontology annotation, molecular function: tRNA binding; double-stranded RNA binding; nucleotidyltransferase activity. Gene Ontology annotation, cellular component: cytoplasm. The transcript has a single exon. Gene Ontology annotation, biological process: regulation of translational fidelity. The record is from RefSeq and is a predicted model, not a curated record. Lineage: Eukaryota; Fungi; Ascomycota; Sordariomycetes; Glomerellales; Plectosphaerellaceae.